Molecule: messenger RNA, 1220 nt
Organism: Tilletiopsis washingtonensis
Lineage: Eukaryota; Fungi; Basidiomycota; Exobasidiomycetes; Entylomatales
Product: PHP domain-like protein
Exons: 2
Coding region: 12-1184 (390 amino acids)
Biological process (GO): L-histidine biosynthetic process
Cellular component (GO): cytoplasm
Molecular function (GO): histidinol-phosphatase activity
Source: RefSeq, a predicted model, not a curated record
CGCUCGCCCGCAUGCACUCGCACCACUCGCACUCGGGCGCCUUCUGCGCACACGCCGGCGCAUGCUCGCCGGCGUCGAUGCUGGCGCACGCCGCCGCGCUCGGCUUCCGCUCCUACCACCUCAGCGAGCAUGUGCCGCGCCGCCACGCCGCGCACCUCUACCCCGAGGAGCGCGCCGCCGGCCUCGGCCCCGCCGAGCUCGUGCAGCGCUUCGAGGCCUAUCUCGCCGCCGGCCGCGCCGCCGCCGCCACGCAGCCGCAGCUCGGCACGCUCGUCGGCGCCGAGACCGAGUUCAUCGACGCGCCCGGCGGCGCAGACGGCCGCGCCGACCUCGUCGCCGUGCUCGAGGGCCCGGGCAGCAGCAGCGGCAGCAGCAGUGCGCCGCCGCGACACGCAGCCGCCGUCGGCAAGGGCCGCGUCGACUUUCUCGUCGGCGGCGUGCACCACGCCCACGACCUGCCCAUCGACUUUGACGUGCCGUCGUUCGAGGUGGCCCUGCGCGCCUCGGCGGCAGCAGCGCGCCCAGAGGCCGAGCUGCCGCCAGACGAGCGGCGAGCGGCACACUGGGCCCUCGCGCGCACCUACCUCGACCAGCAGCUGGCGCUCAUGCGUGCAGUGCAGCCCGAGGUCAUCGCGCACUUUGACAUCUUCCGCCUCUGGAGCCCCGAGCUGCCGCUCGCGCCCAGCGGCAGCGACACGCCCGAAGAACAGCGCAUCCUCGGCGAGCUGCACGCACGGCUGCGGCGCAACGUCCGCUUCGCCGCCAGCUACGGCGCACUGUUUGAGGUGUCGGGCGCUGCGGUGCGCAAGGGCUGGCCGACGCCGUAUCCGGGGCCAGAGGUGCUGGAGCUCAUCCUCGAGAGCGGCGGGCGCCUCUGUCUCUCCGACGACGCCCACUCGCCAGCGCAAGUGGGUCACUCCUUCCUUGCCGUGCGUGCCUAUCUGCAGCAGCACGGCGCAGCCAUCCACGUGCUGCGGCGAGACCCUGCGCCCUUCAGCCGCAGCGAGGCCAAGGCGGCAGAGGAGGAGCGGCAGCGUGCCGCGCGCGAAGCCUCUCCACGGCCAGGCGACGGCGCUCCGACACGCUUCGAGCGCGGCGCCGAGGCGCACCUCGUAGAGGGUUGGGCAGAGGACAGCUUCUGGGAGCAGCUCGAGCCGCGGCGGGCGGCACUCGAGCGGCAAUGAGACCGAUGCCAAAAGCAGCUGAACGCGCAUGUCUAG